ACACAUCACAACCUCUUUUUGAAUACCAUUCCGGAAAAGGGUUUCUUUCUUCUAGGGUUAACCAACCCUGAUCUUCAGAUCUCUAUUCAAUUCAAAUCGCAUGAUGGAAGUAAACAGCAAGUUCCUGAAUGUAGCCGUCCUCCUCAUCGCCACUCUCUUCGCCGCCAAAAUCAUAUCCGCCUUCUUAAUCCCCAGAUCCCGUAAACGAUUGCCGCCGCUGGUCAAAGCGUGGCCGUUGGUAGGUGGAUUGCUCCGCUUCUUGAAAGGACCGGUAAUAAUGCUGAAGCAAGAGUACCCUAAGCUAGGGAGCGUUUUCACGCUAAAUUUGUUGAACAAGAACAUCACUUUCUUGAUCGGACCCGAAGUUUCAGCCCACUUCUUUAAGGCUUCGGAGUCGGAUCUCAGCCAGCAAGAGGUCUACCAGUUCAAUGUGCCAACUUUUGGGCCCGGCGUUGUUUUCGAUGUGGAUUAUUCAGUAAGGCAGGAACAGUUUAGGUUCUUUACCGAGUCUCUCAGAGUCACUAAACUUAAGGGGUAUGUGGAUCAGAUGGUUACUGAAGCUGAGGAAUAUUUCUCCAAAUGGGGGGAUAAUGGUGAAGUGGACCUAAAAUAUGAACUAGAGCACCUAAUCAUCCUCACAGCCAGUAGAUGUCUAUUGGGUGAAGAAGUUCGUAACAAGCUCUUUGAUGAUGUGUCGGCCCUCUUCCAUGACCUUGACAAUGGCAUGCUCCCUAUCAGUGUGAUAUUUCCUUAUCUGCCCAUCCCAGCCCACCGUCGUCGUGACCAAGCCCGCAAGAAGCUUGCAGAAAUCUUUGCAAGCAUCAUAGCUGCCCGUAAACAAACUGGCAAGUCAGAGAAUGACAUGUUGCAAUGCUUUAUUGAGUCCAAGUACAAAAAUGGUCGGCCAACAACCGAAUCUGAGGUCACUGGACUUCUGAUUGCUGCUCUGUUUGCAGGGCAGCAUACAAGUUCAAUCACCUCAACAUGGACGGGAGCAUACCUACUAGCCAACAACAAGUACAUGUCUGCGGUGGUUGAUGAGCAAAAGAAGCUGAUGGAAAAGCAUGGUAACAAGGUUGAUCAUGACAUAUUGUCAGAGAUGGAAGUGUUGUACAGAUGCAUAAAGGAAGCUUUGAGACUUCAUCCACCUCUAAUCAUGCUUCUGCGUAGCUCACACAGCGAUUUCAGUGUGACAACCAAGGAAGGGAGAGAGUAUGACAUUCCAAAGGGGCACAUAGUUGCCACAUCUCCUGCCUUUGCAAAUCGACUCCCACACAUCUACAAGGAUCCAGACACCUACGACCCAGAAAGAUUUGAUGCUGAUAGAGAGGAAGACAAGGCAGCAGGAGCAUUCUCAUAUAUAUCUUUUGGUGGUGGCAGACAUGGAUGUCUUGGUGAACCCUUUGCUUAUCUGCAGAUAAAAGCAAUAUGGAGCCAUUUGUUGAGAAACUUUGAGUUGGAAUUGAUCUCUCCUUUUCCAGAAACCGACUGGAACGCGAUGGUUGUUGGUGUCAAAGGCAAGGUUAUGGUGCGUUAUACGCGAAAAGGGGUUCCAGUCAACUAACCUGGAAACGUUUGUUUUUCUUUUUCCAAAUUCUGGUGUGCAAGCCAAAAAGUCUUCCAGUCAACACACACUAGAAUGGCUCUACUACAUUUGUUUUUCCAAUUUUUGGAUGUCUUCUUUUUCUAUUUUUACCUUAUGUAUCUUUUGAUUUUUGAUGCUUCCUUUAAACCAGGAUUGGGAUUUGCUUUAAGGUAUGGUCUGUGCAAGCAUUUCAGUAA
Molecule: messenger RNA, 1782 nt
Organism: Cynara cardunculus var. scolymus (artichoke)
Lineage: Eukaryota; Viridiplantae; Streptophyta; Magnoliopsida; Asterales; Asteraceae
Product: sterol 14-demethylase-like
Exons: 2
Coding region: 101-1564 (487 amino acids)
Molecular function (GO): monooxygenase activity; heme binding; oxidoreductase activity, acting on paired donors, with incorporation or reduction of molecular oxygen
Source: RefSeq, a predicted model, not a curated record